UGAAUAUAAUAUUCCUCAAUAUGUUUAUGGGUCGAACGUGAGAAAACGGCAAAGCAGGAAGCCCAUGAGGAUUACUUCUUACUCGUCCGGAACCCAUGUAGGCGAGGCUAUGGCGUGUAGGCUGCACAGUUCACUCUGUGGUCGCUAAUCGCAUUACACGUUAAAUAACUUGCAUCUAAAUUUAUACCCAAGAGCUAGCUGUUGUAGCCAGUCGAGGAGCAAUCAAGUCCUGUCAGAUACAGUGCUCGUAAAGCCAUUUGCUGGACUUCUUGCGAUUUGCGCUGACAUGUAUCGGGCACCCCGCUUCGGGAACUACCGCUCAAGGCAUGUUCGUGCGUUCCUAUGGCUCUGUCCGGCAAUCUUCACAUCCUGCGGUGUGGCCAUCCUGCUGGCAGGUAUCUUCAUGCGGCGCACGCUGUUCGGCUGGCAGCUGAUGGGGCUGGGCAGCGUGAUGGCACUGCUGGGCGCACUGCUGGUGUACAAGAACCUGGUGAGGUCCCGACAGCAGCUGCCUGUCGCCACAUCCCCUCCCCGGCUGCCGCUGCGGUUCGUCGGAGGGCUGGCGUCAGCAAGUGCCGUACAACAACCGUACAGCGGGCACGAGGGCAGCAUGCGCCCGCCGCCAACCAUGUACCGCUUGCUGCUGGCGGGCAGUGACGCCGAUGGCGGUGGUGGUGACUGCAGCGGUGCGGGCUCCACGCCGGCACCGCCGGUUGCGCUGUUGCCUUGGCAGCUGGCCAGCGUGGUCGUGUUUGGCGUGCCGUUGCCGGCGCCACCACCACUACCGGUGGCGGCAGGAAGCCCUGCGGCUGGCGGGGUAGCUUUGGAGAGCGCGGCAGUACCGGUGACGACAGUUGGGAACGGGCAGGGACCCGGGUCGCUGCCUGCCGGGGUGGAAGGGGGGUGCGUGUCGGAGCCGGUGGGGUCGGUGGUGUCGGUAUCGGUGGAGCCGGUGGGGUCGGUGGUGCUGGUGCUGCAGCCGCAUGCGCAGCUGGCGGGGUGGAGGCUGAGCCGGGUGGAGGGGUCGACGACUGGGCAGCAGGCGUGGCGGCGGCGGCAGCGGCGGCGGAGUCGGCGGCAGCAGAGGCAGGUAGAGCCGGUAGGACACUCUAGAGAGCCGCACCCCCAAGGCUCGCAGCAACAGGCGCAUGAGCAGCAGCAGCCGCAGCAGCCGGCAGCGGGCGCCGACCAGUCGUCAGAGGCGGUGGCAGCAGCCGGGCUGCCCCCCGCGGAGGAACCUCGUGCCGCCCCGCCUCACACGUCGGGGUCGCCACCGCAGCACCCGCAGCACCACCCGCACCGGCAGGGGGGCGGCGAGGGGGGCUGCACGCAGGUGGAGAUAGGGCGCCAUGAGGGCCCCCUCCUCGCUGCCUCCACCACACUGGAGUACCAGGAGGCGCCCACGCACACCAGCCCGCCUGCUGCCAGUCCCGGCGUGCUGGACACGUAACUCUAAGCCGUUGCGCGUUUGCCUUGGGUGUCUUGCCUGGACUGCUGCCCGGGCUGCUGUUGCAGCGCUCCUGAACAGGGAAGGGGCGUUGUACAAAGGAUUAUGGGAAGCCUGGCGACAGAUGUGUUUUUUAUUUUGCAGGGUUUGCGUGCUUGGGACUUGCGUAAUGGAUGCGGCAAUCGUAUGCAGUAUAUACUGGUUUGGGGACCGUGCUUAAGUUCGGAGCCACUGUUUAACAUGUUUAUUGCCCCAAAGCUGCUGGUAUCGGUCUGCGGGGAGGUUAACCCUGCCCUUACCCUUCAACUCGUGACAUGUUGCUGGUUUCUGACCUGGUUUUUGGAAUCCAAUUAAUAUUCAAAUUUUCCUUCAUAAUGCUCUAGUAUAUACACGGCUUGUUAGCAUUACAAACUUGAAUCCAUUCUUUAAGAGUGACCUUCGGGACGAGAACUGUGAGAAUUGGUAGCCGAUAUUUGCGACCCGUUACCCGUGUGCGGGGUGUCGUGUUCCAUGUUUCUUGCAUGUCAUGCACGGAUCGCCACUGGACUGUUGGAAUGUGGAUUGCGGGGGGCGCAACGCUGUGCUACUGUGUACCAUGUUUGGGUAUGUUGUUCGGUUGCAAAGCAGGAACGCAACAUUGUGUGACCAUGCGAGG
Messenger RNA from Astrephomene gubernaculifera, 2102 nucleotides. NCBI's taxonomy places the organism in Eukaryota, Viridiplantae, Chlorophyta, Chlorophyceae, Chlamydomonadales, Astrephomenaceae. The record is from the annotation of a GenBank genome assembly.